Molecule: messenger RNA, 1563 nt
Organism: Aspergillus lentulus
Lineage: Eukaryota; Fungi; Ascomycota; Eurotiomycetes; Eurotiales; Aspergillaceae
Product: MFS transporter
Biological process (GO): transmembrane transport
Cellular component (GO): membrane
Molecular function (GO): transmembrane transporter activity
Source: RefSeq, a predicted model, not a curated record
AUGGUAGGGCAUGUUGUUCCGUCAGAAGAUGACCACCGGCUCAGUGGCGAAGAUGGUCCAUUCCUCUUGGAAGAUCUCAGGAGCGAGUCUGCGUUUGGAGACGGACCCACCGAUGAUUCCAGCUCAGAAACAACUCCACCAGAGAAAAGCCGUCGUUGGCUUGUGAUCACCCUUGUUGCGAUAAUGCUCACGUUUGAGAUCGGGGGUCAGAUGAUCCCAGGUCCCAUGGUGCGCAUUAUCGAAACCAUCGUCUGUGAUGGCUACUGGCGUGCACACAACCCAAGCCGGCUCCCGGCUUCGGGCCAUGUAGCAGAGCAGCUGUGUAAGAUCGAGGAGGUGCAGGCGGAAGUCACAACUAUCAAGGGGUAUUCGGAUUUCCUCGAGGGGCUACUCUGUGUUCUCUGCGCUAUCCCGUACGGACUAUUUGCAGAUCGAUAUGGGCGCAGGCAAGCCAUUCGUCUUACCAUUCCUGGAUUUCUUGUGAACGCAAUCAUCACUAAUUCCGUACUGUGGUUCUCGAAUGUUUUCCCUCUGAGGGCUAUCUGGUUCGCAGCGCUGAGCUGGACUAUUGGGGGAGGACCAACUAUCGCAAUGGCGCUGCUAUGGACAAUGUUGGCCGAUCAUACGGCAGAUAUGAACCGUGCGAUACUCUUCUUGCGGGUUGGAGUUGUCAGUGAGAUUGCUACUUUCCUUGCCGGCGUGAUAAGCGCGCAACUCAUGGCCUUGAAUCCUUGGAUCCCGAUGAUGAUCGGCUGUGGAUUCGUUACUAUCGGACUGAGCUGUGCUUUCUUUCUACCGGAGACGUUGAACCAUUCCGUUAAGAGGAAGUCCCCAAUGCACGGAGAUGAGCCAGUCUCCUGCAUUGGCGGCUUGAUUGUCGAUGAAGAAUCGACCUUCAACCCGAAGGUUCUACCGAAACCGUCGAGACAUCAUCUCAUCAUGGGAAAGAUCCGACGGUUCCUCCACCAUGACAUCUUCAUCUUCGACCACCGGAUCAUGUUGCUACUGCUCGCUUUUGCCGUCUCCGAGCUCGCUCGCGGUUCCUCUGGGUUCCUGGCUCAGUAUAUCUCUACACGCUUUAGUUGGACCCUAGCGCGGGCCAAUCUGCUCAAAUCCUUCCACACAGCUGCCACCAUCCCUGUGUUCCUGUUCCUCCUUCCGUAUCUUUCAAGAGACGUUCUGCAUUACCUAUCGCUGUGUCGAAGGGAUCUUUACCUCGCGCGUAUGAGUAUCAUCUGUCUAGCUGUUGGAUCACUUGGUGUUGGAAUUGCGCCGCACAUCGUCCUUUUGGUUCCCAGCCUUUGCCUGCACGCGGCUGGAGGAGGAUUCCCGCUUGUCGCACGGUCCCUGGCUACGGCCUUGGUAGAGAGGGACAAAACAGCAAGGCUCUACUCGACAAUUGAGAUAUUACAGUCGGUAGGAAGUGUGUUGGGGAGUCUGUGCUUUACGAAUCUAUUCAUCCUUGGGGUGAAACUGAGUGGGGCAUGGCUCGGGCUGGUUUGGAUAAUGAGCAGUCUGCUCUUUACAUCGGUGGGGAUCCCACUUAUGAUACUGCAAGUAUAA